CUUUCGUGUUGCUUUUACCCUUUGAAAGGGGAACUCGAGGACAAGACAUGUUGUCAUGAAUGGAUUGCAACAACAAUGGAAGAGAGGAAGUUUGAGGAUAUGCUGAUCUUCACCACAUCAGUGCAAACUGACUUGGCUUCUAUGGGAUACCAUGUAGGCUAGCCUUUUGUUUUGGAUCAAUACUUUUAACACUAAGGAAAAAGGCCAUCAUCAACAGAUGCAGCUUCCUCCUGCUUAAUGUAUGGCCAUGGAUCAUGAAGAGGUGCAGACGGAGCUGGACAAGAUUUCCAUGCGUCUUCAGGAGGAUGGCCUGCCUCCGGGGGCCGGUGUGGAGGAGCGGCAGCGCCACCUGUGGCAGCAGCUGCUCGCCAGGGAGGCAAAUCUUCAGUCAGCCACCCAGGAGCUGCAGACUUUACGUACCCAGCAGGCCUGCGAGAUGAAGGAGGUAGAGAGCUAUGUUUCACAUAUUCGUGGGCUGCUGGAAGAGCGCGAGUCUCUUACUUCGGAGUAUGAGAGAGACAAUGAACAGCUGCGCGAAGAGCUACACCAAAUCAGACAACAACAGGAGGGUCAGAGCAAGGAGCUUGCAGAGAUGUUGGCUCAGGAGGAACUCGGGGAGAUGGGCUUGAGCAGCCCCAGUGAGCAGGUGGCGUACCUGCUGGUGGAGAGGGCCACACUACUGGAGAGGCUGGAGGCUGCUGAGAGGAGACUGGAAAGUCAGAGCCUCACCGGCAGCUUCAUGGAAGUCCAGCACCAGGAGCAUAUUCGCCAGACGAUGGGGGAGGAGCUAAGGCAGCACAGGGAUGAUAUGCAGAAAGCCGUAGAUAACAUGACAAAGCAGUGUUCAUCCCAGAGUCCAUGGAAGAAGCUGUUUGGGCUGCGCAGGUCUGGUCAGAGCAAACACAAUAUUACCCCUGCCCACAGUGAGCAGGUUUCCCAGGAGCGAAAUGAGCGCCAUCGGCUGGAGCGGGACCUUGAGGAGGCGUCUAGGAGGCUGGCAAUGGCUCAUCAGGACAUCCGCAGACUCACCAAUGAGCUGGAUGCUGCAAAGAACAACAACCUGGACCCAAGUGGUUCUGAGCUCCAGGGAACACUCGAAGAAGUAGAGAACCUGAGGAAGGAAGUGGACAAACUGAAACACUGUGAUAUGAUGAAGCUGCAGCGAUCCAAAGAGCAAAAUGACAAACUAGAUGUUGAGAACAGAGCUCUGAGGGAGAGAGUCCACACUUUAGAGUCAGAGAAGAGAAAUCUCUUGGACCAGUCGGCAAUACACGACACAGACGUAGAUGUUACCAAAGAGGAUGAAAAGAACAGGAGCAUCAGCAGUGAACCACAAAACAAUCUAUCCGGCUCGCCAACCGAAGAAAAGGAUAACAUGCACAAACGGUGUCAUGAGGCGAUGGAAGACAGGCUUGUUCAGAUGAAGGAUCUGAAACGGCAGCUCCAGAGGAUACGCAAGGAACAGGAAGAGCUGGAGGAGAGGAACGAGGAGCUGGAGGCGCUGCUGGGGGAGGCCCAGAACGCCAGCAAGGGGGAGAGGCACCGGCACGAGGGGGAGCUGGAGGGACUGCACAGGAGGAUCAAAGGGCUGGAGGCAGAGCUGAAGAAGCAGGAUGUCCAAGACAAAAUGUUAAAGAAUGGAGAAGAAGCCACCGAGUCCUUCUUACAGCUGCACCUAAGGGACAGCAGCCUGGAGAGAUUGGCUCUUCUAGAGGCCCGUCUGACGGAGGAGAAGGACUGGAGGAAGCAGCUGGAGGUGGACCUCAGUGCUGCCCAGGCCGCACUCAAAAAAGACAAGGAGGCUUUGCAGAUAGGUGAGCGAGAGCUGAAGAAGCUGAGACUGGAGGUGAACAGCCGUCAGACAGAAUGCCAACAAGGGAAAACACUCAUCAAGAGCCUCACACAAGUCAAGGGGGAGAAAGCAGUUCUGGAGGAAAAGGUGGCUCAGAUGGAGCGAGCCCACAGCCGCCUCCAGAGCGAGUUGGAGCGCUAUAAAGACAUUAACCGGACCCAGGAGGACAGAAGAGAAAGCAGGCUUCAUGUUGACCAGCUGAAGGAGCAGGCUGACCGGCUCACUGCUGAACUGAGCAGCCUGCAGACAGCACACAGCACUCUCAGGGAGGAGAUGGUUUCCGAGCGGCUGCAGACUGCCGAGCUCCAGGCCAAGCUUAGCUCCACUGUCCAGGAGAAGCUGACAGCAAAGGGGGAAAGAGAGAGACUGGAGAUCCAGAUGCAGCGCCUCAAAGAGCAGCUCAAGUGGCAUCAAGAGCGGCUCUCCUCAACAAAGGAAGCACUUCUUAGCAGUCAGAAGCCUGAACUGCACACAGCUCAUAUAGAAUCUAGGCUAAAUCCAGUGGAGAGAACCAAGGAUGAUGAUCAGGAGCUGAAUCAUCUGCAGAACCAGCUGGAGGAGCAGCAGCAGCUGGCCGCUCAGCACCAACUGGCCCUGCAGGCUCAAGUCAGUGAGGCGCUGGCACACAUCAAGUCCCAGGACUCGGUGCUGAGCCAGAAGGCAGAGGAGGCGAAGCAGAUGAAGCAGGACCUGCAGAGGGCCCAGAGCCUGUUCACCUCCGCAGAGAGGGAGCUGCGCUACGAGAAGGAGAAGAACAUGGACACGAAGAGACACAACACCCUGCUGGACCAGGAGAAACUCAAGCUUUGUGCAGAGCUGAAGCAGCUCCAGACCAAGCUGGUGCAGUUGGAGCAGUGCGUUCACUCUCAGGCGGCAGAGUGUGAACGUCAGCAGCAGAGAAUCAGGGAGCUGGAGUUAGAACUGGCGCGUAACUCCACAAACCGCAGCGCCACCACCAGCCUGCAGGAGGACCUGCAGAACGAGAGGGCCCGGCUCAUUGUUGCUGACAAGAAGGUGUUGGAGCUACAGCAGCAGCUAAAGAGCGCCCAGCACCAGCUGCGUGUGGAGGAAGCCCGGGCGGGGGAGAGCAGCCGCCUGGAGAGGGACAGCAGAGAUCUGUCCGACACCUUGUCAGCCCUGAGAGCCCAGCAGCAGGAGGAGCACAUCACCAGGAAGCUGGUAGAGCAGCGUGAGGAGGAGCUGCAGCAGCAGGUGCGCUCCCUGAGGCUGAAGGAGGCCUCCAUGACGCGGGCAAACGCAGAGCUCAGCCACCGCGCGCAGCAGCUGGACACACGCCUGGCUGUGUUAGAGGCGGAGCUCAGCAAGGCCAGAGAGGAGGCGAGAGACAGCCAGAAGUCCGUUAACAGACUGCAGGAGGAGCUGAUGGCCAGUCAGCAGGAGAGUGACAGGCUGCACGGGGAGCUGCAGCAACUCCUCCUCCAACUGGACACACACAUCAGGAAGUACAACGAGAAGCAGAGUCAACACAAGAGCAAGCUGCGUCAGGCCAAGCAGGUGUUCCUCAAGGAGACAGCGCAGAGGGAUCGCAUCAUCCAGACACUGGAGAACGACCUGAUGCUGGCCUCCAGCCUCUCUCACAAGGAGAAGGAGCGGAUCCACACAGUGACGGAGGAGAAUGAGAAGCUUUUGGGGGAGAAGAGGGAUUUGUCGAGGAAGAUAAGCGAGGCAGAGGAAAUGGGCAGCAACGGCAUGCGGACCGCCUCCACUAUCCAACACAGGGUCAACGUGUUAGAAGUAGAAAACAGACAACUUCAGGAUCGAUCCCUGAAGCUCUCCAACCAAGUCGGUUCCUUAGAGCGAGCCCUGAGGAACGUCCAGUCUUACUACAGCCUGGAGAAUGCCAAGAAAGUGAUCCCCUCUGAAAAUCUCAGUGAUGGCUUCCCACAUACAUCUGCGCUAAGUCUGACGUCAGGCUCGUGUGACACUCUGGACAUCCUGGAUGCAAUCUGCCGUGUGAAGGUGGGCGGCCCCCGGGUGUCCAGCCACCAGCCAUCGGAGCAGAGCUACCUGAAUCUCACCUCCCCAUUGGUUCCUCCAGACAUCAGAGGCCCGGAGGGGGGCUCUAAUAACAGUGAGCAGGUAUGAGAGGUGGGAGGUUUACGUAGGGACGUUGCCUGUGUUUGCGACAGAGAGCGAUCAAGGAGGAUCAGAUCUGACCUUUUUCUCCACUAAAAUGAGUUCUGUUCAAGUUUUGUGCCGGGGCUAGUGUCGGAUUUAGUUCAGCUUGCAAGCUUCCUAAGAACCCGUUUGCUUUUCCACUGACUAGAUCCCGAGAGGAGCCCCGUCAUGACGACAUCGUGUAUGUCACAGCUUUUACGCCAGUGCACAUUUUUCUCACAAUAAGAACAAUGAAAGAAUGCAUCAGAGCUGAGCUCCUUUUGCACUUACUCUUAUGAAGCAACAUUGAAUUGCAAGACCAUUUUCUCCUUGUCUCCAGCAACUCUCUACUGCUCUUCGUACACACAAUGAACUGUUGUUGCUCCAAGUAUUCUCGCUCCAGCCUCUGACGAAUACGGCUCUGGGCUCUUGGUGCAGGCCGAGCAAAAAGUCGGUGCUCGAGUUGAACCAAUUUUCAGUGGAAACAGGAAAAAGUGGAUUCAAAAUGUGGCUCCAACUCUAAACCCGCCUUGGAAAUGCCUCUUGAAAAAGCACUAAAGGUCAAGUAAUCCGCCACUUCCAUUAGAGACUCAAUAUCUCAAAAUAAUAAAUAAUCCUUGUUAAAAGGCAGUAAUAAUGAACGGGAGCUGGCGCUGCAGCUCUGCUCAGGGUGAUAUCUGUUUUGUAUUGAAAAGUAGAAGCUUGUUUGGCUUAUUUUUUUAAGUCCAAAGUGAUAAUGUGAGGGAUUUUAAAAAGGCAUGUGCAAGUGUCAAAACAUUUGAAUGACAAACAGGGUGUAAUGAGAGCUUUGAUUUGGGCGGCACAACCUUAUACAGUAUGUUUGCCCCAAUGUGUGCAUACGCCUGGAGGUUGUUUAGUUUUAGUUUGCUUUCACGAAAAGUAUACAUUUUUUAUAAUGUCGAGGUACAAAAUAAGACAAUGUAAUUCACAUGACACAGCGAAUGUCAAAAAGACAUUUAACAACGAAGAUUUGUUUGAGUUUUAAAAUGAGCACUUUAUAUGAAGUUUACUUUUUUUUGUGUGGAAAAUGUAGCAGUGGAUACUAACGGUAUAUCAAUAGAAUAUAUUUCCUCCAGUUACUUCUUGCAGUGUUUUCAAUGAAGAAAUGCCUUAAGUGUUGUUUUUUGAGUUUUUAAGGUGUCAAACCAUCUUAAAACACAUCAACAUUCUUACAAGUUUACAAAGUCGUACCUAUUGUAAACAACAUUGAUAAUAUUGCGAUCUACUUUAUGUAUAAUAAAAGACUGUGUGGUAACAGAGUCCAAACAUGGGGGUCCUCUCCCAAACCCCUCCCUCAUAUAGCUUCUCAGCUGCUGACACUCCAGUAUUUACGAUAUGCAGCUUUGCCUGUGGCAAUUCCAAGAGAUUCUUUUUGUCUAUUUCAAGCAACGAAAGCUGUUUUUUUUUAUACAUUGGUCAACCUCAGUGGUUUCCUCCAGGGACAUUCAAUCACAAAGUACUCUUGUACUAAAGAGACGUGUGUCAUGGGAAUAAAAUACACUUUUUCAUACCACCAUUUGUUGUCACUAAUAGAAUUGUACACUAUGAAAAUGUGCCUGAAAUUAUGAAGUGUUUGUCUUUAUCUUGCUGCUGCCUGAACAAGAAAAGCCUUUUUGCGACUGACAUGUAAACUGAAAUCUAAUCAGCAUAAAUAUUUGACUUUUGUUGUAUCUUUGUAAAUACUUUUUUAAACAUACAAAUAUUUUCAUAAAUAAAAAGAAAUG
This is a messenger RNA of Trematomus bernacchii (emerald rockcod), 5715 nucleotides long. It is a transcript of the gene ccdc30, whose product is annotated as coiled-coil domain containing 30. The transcript is spliced from 29 exons. The coding region runs from base 242 to 3958 and encodes 1238 amino acids. Lineage: Eukaryota; Metazoa; Chordata; Actinopteri; Perciformes; Nototheniidae. The record is from RefSeq and is a predicted model, not a curated record.